AUGUCUCUCGUCGACAAGAUGCAGCCGGCGACGGGGUCACCCGCCUUCGAGGCUACCGCAUCCGCCUUGCGUGCUCGCGUAAAGUCACAGCUUCCAGCAUCUCUCAUGCUUCCCGCGACUCUGCUCACAGGAAUACCAGCUCCGCUGAAUGUGACGACUAUCCCGGGAUCGUGUGGCCUCCUCACGCCAGCCGAGCUAGCGAUCACAGCGUUGGACGCAACGGCCCUGUGCGAAAAGAUGGCUGCGCGAGAGCUGAGCGCGGUCGAGGUUGUGAGCGCGUUUGGAAAACGGGCUGCUAUCGCACACCAAGUGACGGCGUGCUUGACGGACUUCUUCCUUGAUGAAGGUAUCGCCCGUGCUAAAGAGCUCGACGAGUAUUUAGAGAGGGAGGGAAAGGUUAUUGGACCUCUGCACGGGCUGCCCAUAUCCAUCAAGGACCAUAUACCCAUCAAGGGACACUGGGGUAGUGGUGGAUUCCUCAGCAAUACCGAGAUCUCCAAAGAUGAUUGUGACAUGACAAGGAUUCUGCGCGAACUUGGAGCCGUGUUCUACGUCAAGACAAAUCAGCCACAGACCAUCAUGCACCUUGAGUCUCAAUCAUGCUACGGGCGUACCCUGAACCCUCAUAAUACAGACCUCACUCCAGGUGGCUCCUCUGGAGGGGAAGCUGCCCUUAUCGCAAUGAAGGGGUCUCCGAUGGGCAUAGGAACAGAUGGAGGAGGCUCUAUCAGAGCUCCGUGCGCUCACUGUGGGUUAUACGGUAUCCGGCCGACAUGCAAAACAAUGCCCAUGGAUGGAUAUCUGAAUUCUCAAGACGGAGCAGAUGGUGUCUUACCUUCCACCGGUCCGAUGUGUAGCUCAGCACGGGACAUGCGUCUUCUCCUCUCCGCUAUAUUGUCGGCCCGCCCGGCGAGUUUAGACCCAAGCCUCUACCCGGUGCGCCUUAUACUACCGGACCUUCGAUCUGGCUUCGGACGAAAGCUCAGGGUAGGGCUGAUGAUGCACGAUGGCGUUGUAUUUCCACAUCCGCCCAUGCUACGGGCGCUGAUGUUGGCGAAGGAGAAGUUGGCGACAUCAGAUGCUGUCGAGCUGAUGGAUUACGUGCCCUAUGAACACGACCAGGGAUAUAGCAUUGCCAGAGAGCUUUACUACGAGGACGGAGGUAAAACCUUGCGUCGGAUGCUAGCUGACGGAGAAGAGAACAUCUUGCCACUCUCCGAGUGGGUGAUAAGUCCGCCAUACGUGAAGGACCAUGAUGCGACCGCGAUUUGGGAGCUACAUGCCAGACGGGAGAGAUUUCGGCGUGCGUAUUCAGACCAUUGGCGAAGCCAAGGAUGCGACGUGGUUCUGUGUCCUCCUUUCCCUGGAGUCGCAGCGCGACACGACACCUCAACAUAUUGGGGGUACACCGCGAUCUGGAACCUAGUCGACUACCCUGGCGUAGUGUUCCCUACGGGCUUGACAGCAGAACCCUCUAUCGACAUCGCCAUGGAGGAUUCUGUCGUUAGCAUUAGCGACGCAGACGCUUACAAUCGCUCCCUCUAUGAACCGACAGCGUUUGCAGGCGCUCCGGUAUCGCUGCAAGUGAUUGCUCGGCGCUUUGAAGACGGCCUGGUAUUAGCUGCACAAGAGUUAAUAGAGAGUAUUUUAAAAGGUUAA
Molecule: messenger RNA, 1659 nt
Organism: Coniophora puteana RWD-64-598 SS2
Lineage: Eukaryota; Fungi; Basidiomycota; Agaricomycetes; Boletales; Coniophoraceae
Product: amidase
Exons: 10
Coding region: 1-1659 (552 amino acids)
Source: RefSeq, a predicted model, not a curated record